AUAUGUGUGUGUUCUACGGUGUGGCUCGUCGAGGGGCGAGCGGAGGCUUGAAAGAGGGCGAGGGAGCAGCGAAAAGAGUCAGAGUCUCUGUCCGUGAGAGCUUCUAAUCUGGUUGCUAUGGAAACAUAAUGACCACAUAAGCGGAAGUCCUUUCUGAUAAUCCUGAUACCUGAGAUGUAACUGGACUAAAGAGUGGAACAGGAAAAAUUUUAGUGCUAACCUCAAUUACAAUGGCUACUGAUUCAGGAGAGCCAGCUAGCACAGAAGAUUCUGAGAAACCUGAUGGAGUUUCAUUGGAAGACAGAGCUCCUCAGGUUGCAGCAACUUUGACAGUGGAAGCUAGACUAAAAGAAAAAAACAGUACUUUCUCUGCUACUGGGGAAACUACAGAAAGGAAGAGAUUCUUCCGAAAGAGUGUUGAGAUGAUGGAAGAUGAUAAAGUUGCUGAAUCUUCCUCCAAAGAUGAGAGAAUGAAGACUGCAACAAAUAUUCCAAGAGUAGAAAAGCUUCCUACAAAUGUGCUGGGAGGUGGACAAGAAGUUAAAUAUGAACAGUGUUCAAAGGCAACUUCAGAGUCCUCAAAAGAUUGUUUGAAGGAGAAAAAUGAAAAGGAAAUGGAAGAAGAAGCAGAAAUGAAGGCUGUAGCUACUUCUCCUAGUGGCAGGUUCCUGAAAUUUGACAUUGAGCUGGGAAGAGGAGCAUUUAAAACAGUAUAUAAAGGAUUGGACACUGAAACAUGGGUUGAGGUUGCUUGGUGUGAGCUGCAGGACCGGAAAUUAACCAAAGCUGAGCAGCAAAGGUUCAAGGAAGAAGCAGAGAUGUUAAAAGGUCUCCAACAUCCCAAUAUAGUUCGAUUUUAUGAUUCCUGGGAGUCUAUAUUAAAGGGAAAGAAAUGUAUUGUAUUGGUGACUGAACUUAUGACAUCAGGAACCUUAAAAACGUACUUAAAACGAUUUAAAGUCAUGAAACCAAAGGUCUUAAGGAGUUGGUGCAGGCAAAUUUUAAAGGGAUUGCAGUUCUUGCACACUAGGACUCCUCCCAUUAUUCACCGGGAUCUGAAGUGUGACAAUAUUUUCAUCACGGGACCCACUGGAUCUGUGAAGAUUGGUGAUCUAGGACUAGCCACCUUAAUGCGAACAUCAUUUGCUAAGAGUGUCAUUGGGACUCCUGAGUUUAUGGCCCCAGAAAUGUAUGAAGAGCACUACGAUGAAUCUGUAGAUGUCUAUGCUUUUGGAAUGUGUAUGCUGGAAAUGGCUACUUCUGAAUACCCUUAUUCUGAGUGCCAGAAUGCAGCUCAAAUAUACCGUAAAGUAACUAGCGGCAUAAAGCCAGCCAGUUUCAAUAAAGUCACUGAUCCUGAAGUGAAAGAAAUCAUUGAAGGGUGUAUUCGUCAAAACAAAUCAGAAAGGUUGUCUAUCAGGGACCUAUUAAACCACGCAUUUUUUGCUGAGGAUACAGGACUGAGGGUGGAGUUAGCAGAGGAAGAUGACUACUCUAAUUCGUCCCUGGCUUUAAGACUCUGGGUUGAAGACCCUAAAAAAUUGAAAGGCAAACACAAAGACAAUGAAGCUAUUGAAUUCAGUUUCAAUUUAGAAACGGAUACAUCUGAGGAAGUAGCAUAUGAAAUGGUCAAGUCAGGAUUCUUCCAUGAAAGUGAUUCCAAAGCUGUUGCUAAGUCCAUUAGAGACCGGGUCACCCUGAUAAAGAAGACAAGGGAGAAGAAACCAGCUGGCUGUUUGGAAGAACGCAGGGAUUCCCAGUGCAAGUCUGUGGGGAAUGUACUCCCUCAGCACCAGAAUGCAACUUUGUCCCCUGCUCCUGCUCAGCACACGGGGGCUGAAUGUGAAGAAACUGAAGUUGAUCAGCAUGUUCGACAACAGUUUCUACAAAGAAAACCACAGCAGCACUGCUCCUCUGUUACAGGUGACAAUUUGUCUGACGCAGGAGCUGGAUCUGCUAUACACUCAGAUACUUCAAGUCAUCCCAGUGUGGCCUGUUCCUCAGACCAGAAGAUGGGUUCUCAAGUGGUUUCCAACAUCCCACAGGCUGAAAUAAAUGUUCCAGGGAUGAUUUAUCCAUCCCAGCAGCGAGUAGGACAUUACCAGCAGAUUUCAGGGCUGCAACAGCAGCCAAAGCUGUCUCAGCCCCACAUUUUGCCUUUGGUUCAAGGUCAGUCCACUGUUUUGCCUGUACAUGUCCUUGGACCUCCAGUUGUCUCACAACCCCAGGUUUCCCCAUUAACUGUCCAGACGGUCUCACAGGUAAAGCCUAUAUCCCAGGCAGUUGGAGUUGAACAACAAGCAACUCUUCUAAAACCAGAUUUAGUUAGAAGUCUGAAUCAAGAUGUGGCAGCUGUGAAGGAAAACAUCAAUACUCCUGAUAACCUAUAUGGAAAUGGCAAACAAGAUCGGAUCAAACAAAGAAGAGCUUCCUGUCCUCGAUCAGAGAAGGGGACUAAAUUCCAACUUACUGUGCUUCAGGUGUCAACAUCUGGAGACAACAUGGUGGAGUGUCAGUUGGAGACACACAACAACAAGAUGGUCACCUUCAAGUUUGAUGCUGAUGGUGACGCACCAGAAGAUAUUGCAGAUUAUAUGGUUGAAGAUAACUUUGUGCUGGAAAGCGAGAAAGAAAAAUUUGUAGAAGAAUUGAGGGCUAUUGUAGGUCAGGCCCAGGAGAUCCUUCAUGCCCACUCUGCUAUAGAUAGAGCCAUUGGAACUGACUCUAUAAUUGUGGAAUCCAACAGUAGCCAAACAGGAUCAUCUGAACAAGUACAGAUAAAUUCUGCAUCCACUCAGACCAGCAAUGAAUCUGCUCCUCAGUCAUCUCCAGUUGGUCGGUGGCGAUUCUGUAUCAAUCAAACAAUAAGAAACCGUGAGGCUCAGUCUCCUCCUUCUCUUCAGCAGUCCAUGUCUACAGUUCCUGGGUUACCUCUACUUUCUGGUCCAAGAACCACAAGUAAUAAGGAAAUAUCACAGGAUACACUGCUCACUCUAGAAAAUAAUCCCUGCCAGCGUGUACUUUUUGCCUCCAAAUCAGAACUCAAGGAUGUAGUUGAUGGUAAGAUUUCUGAAUAUGCCAGUGUAGACACUAAGCAGCAAGCUGUAUUUUAUCAAGUGGAAGAUGACAGGCAGAUAAUGGCAUCAGUUGCUAGUAGUUCAACUUAUACUGCUACUUCAGUUCGUGCAGUUCCAGUUGAAUGUGAGGGACAAACCAACCAAGCAGGCAUAUUUCUACCUGCAUAUCCAUGUCACCAAGCUGCCAGUCAGGCUGAUGUACUUAUGGUCCCUCCUGGCGAGUCAACUCAGAUUUCUGGUAACUCUCUUACAACUCUGGCAUUUAUGUCUGAUCAAAAGCCUCAAUCCUUAGCAGUGCAGCAACCAACUAUGGAUGCAGAGUUGAUUUCCCAAGAAGGAGAAACCACAGUGAACACUGAAGCAAGUUCUCCUAAGAUGGUCAUUCCCACUCAGACCCCUGGCCUUGAACUGACUACCCUUCUACCCUCUACUGUCCUGGAAUCAGAUGGGGAAAGACCUCCAAAAAUGGAGUUUGCAGACAACCGAAUUAAAACUCUGGAUGAAAAAUUAAGAAACUUGCUCUAUCAGGAGCAUAGCAUAUCUAGCAUCUAUCCUGAGAGUCAGAAGGAUACCCAAAGCAUAGACUCUCCAUUUUCUUCCUCUGCUGAAGAUACGCUCUCAUGUCCAGUGCCAGAAGUCAUAGGCAUCAGUCACAGUGGAAUUCAAGAUAGUCCUGCACAGUCCCCUAAUUUUCAGCAGACAGGCUCUAAGAUUCUGUCCAAUGUGGCUGUGAGUCAGCCUGCUAACAUAUCAGUGUUCAAAAGGGACCUGAAUGUGAUAACUUCUAUACCCAGCGAAAUAUGUUUACAUGAGAUGUCUCCAGAUGCUUCACUUCCAGGGGAUCCAGAGACCUAUCCUGCUGCUGUGUCAAGUGGUGGAGCCAUUCAUCUGCAGACAGGAGUGGAAACAGAAGAUAUGAGAUCAGCAGUUGCUCCUGAUCCCAUUCCUCUGACAGGAGAGUCCACAGCUGAUACUAGGGCUUUGAGUAGAUGCAAAGUGAUGUGUGGAUCAUUUCAGCGGGGUCGGUUCCAGGUGAUUACAGUUCCUCAGCAGCAGUCAGUGAAAGUGACAUCUUUUGGAAUAGAACACAUACCAGCAUUCAAUAAAAUGACAACCCAUUCUAGUGAAGAAGUUCUAGCCUUUACUGAAAUAGCCAAGUCUCAGUUAGUGAAAAUGGAACCUUCCAUGUGCAAUCCACAAGCUUCACUUUCUUCUCAGAAGUUACGAGCUCAUCGUGAAACCUUUAAAGGAGAUAAAAGAAUUGCCAAACAAGGUGACAACUACUCAUCUUUCAACACAGCUUGUGAGACUGAUGUAUCUUUGAUGACCCCAGAAAAGGAACUGGAAGAAAACUCAGCCACGGGAAGUAGUAUGCAUUCUGGACUUGAACUAUUGCUUAAAGAGAGAGAGACAUUUACUGCUGGGAAACAUCCUAGCUCUGAUAGUGAAUUUUCAGCCACUCUUGCUGGCAGAGGGAGGUCAGUGGCAAAGACUGCUCCAGUGAGUGAUCAGUGCUUACCACUCCGUGAAGAAAAAACCUUUGCUCAAACACAGAGCUCACUCUUCUAUUCACCGUCUUCUCCAAUGAGCAGUGAUGAUGACUCAGAAAUAGAGGAUGAGGAUUUGAAGGUGGAGCUUCAAAGAUUACGAGAAAAACACAUUCAGGAGGUGGUAAUUCUUCAAACCCAGCAGAAUAAGGAGCUGCAAGAGCUCUAUGAACGCCUUCGGGCAAUUAAAGAUAGCAAAAUCCAAUCAUCAGAGGCUCCUUUGCCACCAUCAUCACCACGUAGACCAAGAUCUUUCAAAAGCAAACUUCGCAGCCGCCCCCAGUCCUGGACACAUGUGGACAAUGUCGCAGUUGCCACAGGUAAAGCGGUCCUGAAAAAUACUCCAUCUACUAUGGGCUACACAUCAACAUGGAUUUCUUCUCUGUCCCAAAUCCGUGGAGCUGUCCCAACCUCCUUGCCACAAGGACUCUCACUCCCUUCAUUUCCUGGGACAUUAUCAUCAUAUGGAAUGCCCCAUGUCUGUCAGUAUAAUGCUGUGGGGGGGCCAGGAUACCCAGUACAAUGGGUAGGAAUUUCAGGAACACCACAACAGUCUGUAGUAAUUCCGACUCAAUCUGGGGGACCAUUCCAGCCGGGAAUGAAUUUACAGGCAUUUCCAGCUUCAUCAGUGCAGAAUCCAUCUGCCAUCCCGCCUGGCCCCAAAUGAAUCAGAGUAGAUGAUGAAGAAAAGGGAGAAUUUUUUCAGAAUUAUUUUCAGGAUACCUAAGAUACUAAACAUUCUUCUUCUUGGGUUCUGCCAUAUUUUCCCUCGUUUGAGUUUACCUUCCACUGUAUUUUUUUUUUGUUUGUUUCAUUGUGGUAUUUUAUAUAGCUCAUCAUUCUAUAGAACUGUGCAGUUUGUACAUAGAGCACUGCACACAGAAAUGUUUUUUCACUUCAAAUCCUAUCCUCUUUGAUACUUGAUUUUUUAAAAAUACCGUUCAGAAUGCUUUAAUAAGCUCAGCUUGAGCAUUAACAUUUCCAGGACACUUUCCAUGAAUUGCUGAGAAGCCCCCAUUUUUUACUGCUGCUAUCUGCAGCUGGAUGAUACUUUAAAAUGUAUAAAAACUAUUUAAAUUGAAACUCCCCAAACGUGGACGAAGUGAGACCCUCCAACAGCCGGAGUCUUAUGGGAUUCUUCACAUGUUUAUCUUAGGUUUACCUUUCACAGAAGGCAGGGUAACUUGCUGCAGGAAAUGUUUUGGUAUAUAAAAUUAGAAUAACUUUGUCAACCAGUAUAGACCAUGAGCCCUUUUUAAUGUGAUUUUCUUCCCGUCGUCACAGCAGUAGGAGUAAAGCCUUGUUUUAAGUGAGGCGGAGAGAAAGGAAAAAACAGAACUGUAACAGUUCCUUGAUUCUGCAGAUACUAUAGCUACUUUAGGAUUUCAAUAGUAAUUCAAAGUAGCUAUCUCCUUGUUUCUCAUGUGCACACUACAUUGUUUUUGAGCAUCUGAGAGGCAUUGAUUUGGCUUGCAUUCUUUUGCAAGGGAUAUAUUGCAGCUGAUACGAAUCUCAUUUGGGGGGAAUCUUUGUAUUCCUAACAAAGAGAAUUCAAGUUACACCUCUAUUAAUCCAUUCUUCUGAAGUAAAAUGUACUUGACACAGCAGGUUGUACGUUUUGAGACUUACACAUGAAACACUGGCUUUACAGGGUUCUAAGAUGUGGGGUAUACACUGUACUGCAGUGAGAUAGUAGACCCUCGAAGGACACUAUUUAAGUUGCCCUUAGAUUUUUUUUUUGAUUACCAUUUUUUUUUAGUUGUUAUAAUUUCUUAUUAGUAUAUAUAGCAUCCUAGAUGAUUUUAGAUCUUAGAUGAUAUGGCAGCCUCUUUAGAAUCUGAGAGAGAUCACUGUCAAGUUGCACUUUACUGGGUUUUAUCCAGUUUUAGGAGGAGGUGAGGCAAUGUCAAAAUAGACACUUUUGGAUUUCAGGAAGGUUAACUAUAAUAAUCUUAAAAGGCUGGUCACAGAGUUACCUAAUGCUCAGUCUGUGAAACCCAAACAGAAUUUUUAAAUGGUAUUUAUCAACUACUACAUAUACACAUUUAAAAUACUUACUUUCCACUCUGAAAAUUUCAAGGUCAUUUCUAGUACACAUUUACCUGAUAAUGAGUUCUGUCUACUGGUAAACAUUCCAAAUUAUCACCCAACAUUUCUGUUAAAAGAUUUUCCUCCAAGUUCCUCUAAAAUUUUUACCCCAUGAGCUUGGCAGGUAAGGAAAACUUAAUAGGUGUAGUUUCCUGUUUUGUUUGCUUGUUUGUUUGUUUUUUGCAUAGUCUACUUUGUGAUAUUCAGUACCCUUUUCAAAAAAUGUGUCUGAUAUUGCUUACCUGAGGAUCACACUAACCAUCAUGAAGGUUCUGUCACUAUCAUUUGGGGUGUCUAAAGCAGCAUUUUCAGAAUUGCUGUUGAUAAGAGCCACAGUUUCUUUUCAUAAAUGAAAACAUACUCUGGUUUGGGUGAGUCUUUCUAAAUCUUAUGUACAGAUUCUUCAGAUUUCUUCUACAGUAUUGUUUUGCAAGUUGCAGUGAUUUUAGGACAUUAGUGUAAUGCAAAUGCUUGCAUUGCAGUGUUUUCCAUGUGUACAAAAACAAUGCACCUAAAAUCCAUAAUUCUUUAAAACUGCUCGUGUUUCAUUAUAAGAGUUGGCUUGUGUAAUCACAUUGAGACUUACAACCUAUAAAGUGAAAAUCCUGCAGGUCUUAAGAUCUCUUCUUCAACAGUUGUAAUCCUUUUAAACAGUGUACCCCAGGAUGAAAAAACCUCCAUGGAUGACAUGCACAAUUACAUUUAUUAAUGGCUGCUCUGCAUCAGAUGUCCCACAUUUUGCCACCACCUCUGUUUUAUGUAGAAUUCAUCAUUCAUUUGCCUGCAGACUUUUGCAGUGCCUUGUAAUAUUUAGAAUCUUUUCAGAUUUUUUGCUGGAAAGAAAAGUAGUCUUCUAAAGUUUGAAGAUGGUGAAUAGUGUACUGCUGUCUCCAUGCUGACUGCAGUAGUUGGGUUAACAUAUGUUAUGUAUACAUUAUGUAUACGUAACAUGUAUCAGUUUAAAAAUACAGAAAAAAGUGAGUUUGUGCGGAAAUGAAGAAAACAGUGUUAUUCACACCACUGUGAGUUUUUUUCCCCAUUACUUAAAUGUUUGAUUCAGAUGAUAGUCACUUUGGCUGUAAAUAUUGGCUAGUUUUUUACCUAGGGGUUUUGCAUUAUUUCAUAAUUUUGCUAACUCAUAUAAUAGUGCUGUUUUCAUCCUUGCUGAGGUAAUUUUCCUCCCCAGAAAUAAUUAACUCUUGAGGUAAAGCUCAGAAAUUCCCUUCUUACUUAACAAAAUGCCUGCUAUAUAACAAGGGCCUUCUACCCAUUUCCAAAAAACCACACAAACCUAUCCUUUUCAUUUUCCUUUUUGUAGAAGAGAAAAAGGUCGUACUGAACAAUCCUGCUUGUAAAGUUUAUUUGGGGGAUAGUCUGUAUGUCCAACCACCAUGUUUACUUCUCCAAGUACAAGUCUGAUGAAUAGUACUGUAUCUCCAUAUGUGGCAAUGUGAGCAUUUCAUCAUGAAAUACAUGCUGCUAUGUUUGUGAAGUUGGGUGUUAACAUCAUAAGAAUAUGAAACCAGUAUUGGUGUAAAUCUAAUGAAAAUAACCCUAUGUAUAUUUGUAGCAGUCUUGAAUCUCUAUUUAAGGUAAUUUGCUGUAAUAUAACAAAUAUCCAUUUUGUUUUUCAUCCUUUUCUUGCCAAUUUUAUAUCAAGCAUGAAUUCUAAUGGUUUGACAGCAAAAUUAUCUGUGAAAGCUUAAAAGGCACUUUUCUGCUGUGAUUUUUGGAUUGAGUGUGGUGUGUUAUGUGCAGUAUGAUGGGAUGUAUCAUUUUAGAACUCCAGAUUUAAUUACAGUCCAAUUACUUUUGUUUAUCUACCUCGUUUUCAGUGCUGUUUGGGGGUGUACAAGUAAACACUGCCUGUGAAACUUGCUUUUUUGCCUUGAUUCUCAGUAUUCUUUCAGGUUCCAAAUCUGGCCUGCCUCCUUGUCCCAGUGCUAACCAUGAGUUUGAGAUGAGUGGGACCAUCACUCUGCCACCAAUCUGUGUUUAAGUGAUGAGAGCCAUGUGCCUCUGCAGAAUAAGCUUUGGGGAUUUGGGGAUGGAGAGCAGAGAAGUACACCCAGCUGGUGGCAAUGUAGGACUUAGUUGUAGGAGUCCAUUGUAAAAUAAAUAGUAAGAAAGUACUAAAUUAGACAGUCCAGUGCCUGUAACUUAGCAUCUUUUAUUAAAGAUGCAUUUCUUGUCUUGUGUGCCUAAAGGGCUAUGGGUUGAAAUUGCUUUAACUACCGCAGUGAAAUAGUUGAUAAAUCCUACAGCAGUGGCCUGUCAUUCAGCAUAUUAGCAUAUUGCUAGGUAUUUGCAGUGGCAUUUUGUUAAAAUGGCUGUAUGCUUUUAGUUGAAUUGUAGUUGGUGGUAACUGUUUAUCUGAUCUCUAAAGUUUAUUGGAGGCAUUGACUUUCUUUGUGGUCUUUUCUGAAUGAUGCAUUUUUUGUUUUUCCAGAAACUCAGCUAAUGUUUGUAAGCCACAUGUUCCUUGUUUCACAUGUUUAUGGUGUGUAACACUACAGCAUAUUUAAUCUUAGCAAAUGCUGUAUUUCAGGCUGUAUACAUUCCUGAAGUAUAUUUGGCAUCAGUUUGGGAUUCAGUUAUUUAAUCUUCUGUUUGGUUCAGAAAAACUUGAGAUUUGAGGUGGUGUGCAGGCCAUUUUUUUAAAGAAUAGGUUGUUCAUUUUUUCAUUCUGUUGUUUAUUGUAGACUUUUUUUUAUCCCCCCCCCCCCCACACUUUGAAGAUGAACCAGAAAAGGGGGUGGGUUGUAGAAAAGGCCAUUGAUUUGAUAAAUGUAAUUUCUGGGAUUCAGAUUUUUUUUUAAUCCAAUCCAAUUGGCAAAAUUGUAACACUCAAACUUGGUAAAAUCCUUUGAAAUUAUUAUGACAUUUUUAUGGAGCCAAAUGCUUUCAGAUCACCAUGGAAAUAGUCUUUGUAUGUGAAGGAUGAACACAAACAUUGGUCAGGGUCCCUGAUAGCCAAGAUAGGCAGGGGCCUGGGGUAGUGGCUAGGUUACACUCAAGUUAUUUUCAACUGAGAUAGUUGGAGGAGUGUACAAACUAACAGCUUCCAUUAUGAAAGGUUUUCUUUUAGUUAAAAACCACCUCAAAAAGGCUAAAAGUCAAGCAAGAAGGGAAGAGAGAAACUGGGCUUUUGAGAAAAAAAUGUGCCAGUGUAAAAUAAACCCCUAAAUGCGUGCUUGUCAUCCUUCCAGGUUUUUUUUUAAGUUACAUUUCUUUUCACUAUAAAUUAAGAUUUCAGAUUGAGGUUUGUGGUCCAGAACGUACCCUCAGCAGAAAAUAGUGACUGAUCAGAAAGUGCAGUUGUUCAAGGUCUGUCAUGCUCAAUCACUUAAAGCUGUAAUUUGUUUGAUAUGAAUAUUAAGCAUGUAGACCUAGUGCAGCAUGGGAGCCACUCAGGAAGUUUAUGCAAUUAAUAAACUUUCAUGCAUAAUUUACUAUGAAGUAUGCAGGAUUUCAGCCACUUCUCUACACUUAACAUUUAGUUGUAUAUGUGAACUCUCCUUUCUUAACUGGGGAAUGUAGCAUUAUAUAGUAUGUUGUUAAACUUAAUUUUAAUUUUAAUCCUUCUUGACAUUAACUUUUUGUUUUGUUUUGCUUUUUGGGGGGGUUGUUUUUGGUAAACCAAGUGAUCUGCCUUUAAGCAGUUGUCUGAUUUUGGUUCGUUGAAACUGUGAUUUUUAUUUCAUUUGUACCCAGCCAUUGUAAGUAUUUUGUUUCUUGGAAAUUUUGUUUUGAAACAGAAAAUAAAGGCUGUGUUAUAAAAUGAAUAUGUUAUCUUAUUAAAAUGCUUUCAUAGUCAUUGCAAUCACCUGGCUUAAACUGGUUCUUCA
Molecule: messenger RNA, 10560 nt
Organism: Panthera uncia (snow leopard)
Lineage: Eukaryota; Metazoa; Chordata; Mammalia; Carnivora; Felidae
Gene: WNK3
Product: WNK lysine deficient protein kinase 3
Exons: 22
Coding region: 231-5291 (1686 amino acids)
Biological process (GO): positive regulation of sodium ion transmembrane transporter activity; protein phosphorylation; intracellular signal transduction
Cellular component (GO): cytoplasm; cytosol
Molecular function (GO): protein serine/threonine kinase activity; chloride channel inhibitor activity; potassium channel inhibitor activity
Source: RefSeq, a predicted model, not a curated record